UGUGUCUGUGUGUGGGGGGUGGAUGCACGAACUGUAUGUGGGCUAUCCACAUAUUUGCCAAAUAAAAGUUUUUGCCAACAUCCGCGACCUUUCAGCUGCACAAACUGACCCACAUGCCUGCCACACACAGCACACAACACACAGUGUGGCGUGCCCCAGCUUCGGCUCAUUUCAGUUCCGCUGUCGGCGAUUACCUUAAAUCAGUCAGUCCAUCAGCGGACGGAAUCGAGCACUGGCACACAGCGCAGCAAUGCCGAGACUGGAAUUAACACUGAGACUGAAGGUGCUGCUCCUGCUGCUGCCCUGGCUGCUGGUGUGCAUUUUCUUCUACAAACCCGAAGACUUCACGGAGCCGGAUGUGUACUACAACAGCUUGGACUAUCAUCCAGAGGACUACAUUGAUACGUUCACAGGACUGCAGGAGGAUGACUACUUUCAGUGAUGUGAUGGAUAAUUUGUUGCUGAUUUUUUUUUGUUUCAGUUUAAGUUAACGUUGGUUUACCAUUGAAGUUUAAUAAGUAAUUAAGAAUAGAAUUAUAAAAGUACAAUAAGUAAAUUGAAUUUCAACGUGGCGACAUUCGUCGUCUGUUCUCUGAUCACAGCCAGCAUGACAGGGCAGGGCUAUCUUGACACUCGCAGCGUCUCUUUCGCGGUCUCUUUGCGCUGUCAAUAAUUUGCACUCGCUCGUUUGUGCUUUGCACUCGCCUGUGCACUCACUCGUUCGUGCUU
Messenger RNA from Drosophila obscura, 729 nucleotides. RefSeq names its product protein new-glue 4 (gene ng4). The coding region runs from base 251 to 442 and encodes 63 amino acids. The record is from RefSeq and is a predicted model, not a curated record. The transcript has a single exon. Lineage: Eukaryota; Metazoa; Arthropoda; Insecta; Diptera; Drosophilidae.